This is a messenger RNA of Danio rerio (zebrafish), 7994 nucleotides long. NCBI's taxonomy places the organism in Eukaryota, Metazoa, Chordata, Actinopteri, Cypriniformes, Danionidae. The record is from RefSeq and is a predicted model, not a curated record.
CGUUCCGUGUGAAUGCAGAGGAAAAAACAGCGAGUUCCGUGCUCGUAGAGUAGUCGAAUUUGUGAUAUUAAACAUACAUUCAACACGUUAAAAUGUAUUUAAAUAAUCCGUUCUGUUUUCUCAACUAUUAUUUAUUUGGCACUCAAUUUAAAAUGAAUUAUUAGGAUCAGGAUGAGCGUCAUGCUGUUACCAUGGUAACAGAAGCAGCUAGCUUGCUAGCGUCGUAAACGGCUAAUCGUUUGAGCAGCAUUUAUGUGUCAUACUCGAUAACGGAGAUCAUUUAAACAUAUUUAAUGUUUAUUUAUUUUUUUAAAACAUCAGUGAUAGACGCCCUGCAGCGAAACCACGAUGUAGGAUUUAUUCUUAGAGAAUGGGCGAGACAUGCGAGGCGAUCAGUACCUGAGCCUCAGGUGAACGACAGUCUGCGGAUGGAGAUGUGCCGUCAGCGACCAUGAAGAAGAUAUUCAACUUUAAGAAGAAGAAGGGCUCCCCGAGCGCCUCUGAGACCGCGAGCGUACUGUCGGCCAGCUACGAUGUCAAGGAGAAAGACCUCGGGAAGGUCCACAAGGCUGCGUUCAGCGGAGAUGUGGUCAAACUCAGACAGCUGGCCAAAAAGAACGAUUUAAACCAGCUGGAUAAGGAAAACAGAACUGCGCUGCAUAUCGCUUGUGCCUGUGGACACACGGACGUGGUACAGUACUUGGUGGAGAGCAAAGUGAAGCUCAACUUAUGUGACAAUCAGAACCGCUCCGCCUUAAUGAAGGCGGUUCAGUGUGAACAAGAUCGCUCCGUCUCUUUGCUCCUGGAACACGAGGCCGAUCCAAACCUGGUGGACAUCAAUGGAAACACAGCAUUACACCUGUCUGCCCGCAUCCCUUCUUUACCCGUAGCACUACAGCUCCUGGAGCACUCAGCCAACAUCGACGCACAAAAUAAGGAUGGCAACACUCCACUGAUGCUGGCUUUGAUGGAAAACCACGCAGACAUGACGGAGCUUUUACUGAAAGAGGGAGCGGAUGUUAAUGUCAAGAACCAGGAGCAGCGGUCUGCGUUGAUGAUAGCAGCGUGCAAUGGACAAAUCAGCAUGGUGCGUUUGCUCCUUCAGUAUGACGCCGACAUUACAGUAAAAGAUGACAAGGGAUGGUCAUCUGAUGAUUAUGCCGUCAUGAAUGGACACCACGCAUGUUCACAUUUGAUCAUCGAGCAUGGGACGAAGAAAAGAGCCCUCCAGUCACCCUCCCAUUUUACCGCCAACAAAAAGAAACGCACAUCCGCGCUCGGCAGCCCUGGCGGACUCGGGGCUGGUUUGCCUUUAGGAGGGCCCGCUCUGGAUAAAGAUGCAGCAGGAAGCAGCUCCGUAGCAGCAGGGAAAGAUACAGAGGAUAAUUCCCACACAGACUCCAUCAGCAGGGCAUCGAAAAGUGGUGCUGCUGAUUCCUGGCCUUCAUCAGAUGAAGAUGAGGAGUUAGAUUUGAGCCCAAAGAAACAAAAAGUGAACUUAAAGAAGCUCAUAAGCUCCUCGAAAAGGGAAAAGAUAGACGUCAUAGCAGAUCGAGAUGCAGACAAAUCCUGGAGUGGAUCCGAGUCUGAACCGGACAGUGAGGAUAAGGGUGAAAAACGCCCACCACUGUCCAGGCCCUUCCCCUCCAGCAGUACCUACCUCCAACCCCCUGUAGAAACCGCCUCUUUGCCCCACCCACCCCAGAUGAGCUCCACCCCCUUCAGCAGCACCCUUAAGGAAGAGGUCCUAACGGAGGAUGAGGAUGAAGAGGAGGAUGAAGAAGAGGAGGUUGAGAGGGAGGAAAUAUGUAAAAAGGCUAGUGAUCCUCAAGAUCAUGGCUCUAGCAAAGAAAUGAGCAGAGAUUUCCUUUCAGAGUUAGGGCUUGAAAAGGAAGAUGAAAAUGAUGAUUCUCCCUGGGAUUCAGAGUCGGGUUCUGAGAGUCCACAGAAAAAGCAGGCCAAUGCUUCUCACACUCCUUCCAAAUCACAUAAAUCCAUGUCCAGUAUUUGUGAGGAGAACACUGAAGUUGCAAAAAAUGAUGAUGAUGAUGAUGAUGAUGAUGCUGCUGCUGCUGAUGAUGAUGAAGAAAAAGAAAUACCAGCUAAAGUGAUCAAAAGGGAGCCGGUGUCUGUUCUUAGUAAGCUGAUGGAUUCAAAAGAAGCUAAUAAGAAAACAGACCUGAUGGAAGAGCUGGGUUUGGGGGAUGCUGAUGAUCUUGAAGCAAAUCAUCAACGGCCUCCAGAUGCUUCAGACUGGGACUCUGCCAGCACAACCAGUAAGGCCAGUAAAAACCUUCCAGUUCAUAAGCUGGAAGAGGAACCCGUCUUUGAAAGCCUUGAAGCUUCCACUAUAGCACACCAGCAACAGGACAUGGACAGCAGGGAACAUGAGGAAGCCAGUCCUGAAGUAGAUACACCUACAGCAUUGAACACAGCACCUCUUCCUAGUCCACGAUCUCUCAACUCAAAGCCUCGGCCACUGCCACGACUGCGCAACAGUGACUCCAAUCACAAGCCGGAGAGUGAAGAAUCGGACUGGGAUACAGACAACUCCAGUCCAGCCAAGACAACAUUUUCACUGCCAAACGUCGCUGCUGACACGGUUCAUCAAGAGGAUCUCAAAGAUGACCCAAAGAGUGAAAGCAGUUCUGACGCAAGUGAUCAUGAAGAUCAGGCAAAAGAAGCAUUUCAAGCAUCUUCUGUAGACAUAAAUAGCCCAUCUAACCAUGAAACACUGGAGCGUUUCCAAUCAAACCCUCCAACAGAGGAGGAGAGUACGGAUGAGAUGCCCUGGGAGGAACGCUAUGAGAAAAUCUGGGUGGAGAACGAAAAGAAGGAGACCAAAUCUCAAUACAAAAACGUAGCCGCAGAACUGAAGGAGAGAUUCGGAGAACUGGAGCACAAGGAAGAACCUGACCUUUCAGAGCAAGAGGAACCGAAAGAGGUGGAAAUAAAAGCAGAUGAAGAAGAUUCCAGUGAGGAUGAAGGAGAUCCAAUAGUGCGACCCAUCGCCAGAGCCAGAAGUGCCAUGCUUUUGCCCAUCCCGGAGCAGAGAGAGUCAGGAUUGGAGGACUCGCUGUCUGAAAGUGUCCAUCACACGGUUAGCAUUGAGGCUAGCGAUGCUGAGCCACCCAGUGAUCCACACCACUCUCAAAGCAUCCCAGAUGUCUUGAAGAAGUCAGAAAAUAGAGCAGAUGAUGAUGAAAACGAAGCCGAUAGAGAACCAGAACCUGAAAGUAACAUAGAUGAAGAUCCUCAAGACGUUCCUCAACCUUCAUCGCUUGUUGAUAAUGAGCUGGAGAUCCCAGAUAAAGUUGUAGAAGUGCCCUCCUCUGAGUCUGAGGAUGGUGAAGGAGGCCUGUUGAAGUCCAAACUUGAGGGUGUUAAGGAGGUGACUGAUGGCAUGAGGGGAGAACUGCAGCCUGGUGUGUUCUGGGAUAGCGGAGGAUCCAGAGGACGAGCUGCACUUGAGCAAGGAAAAGGGAGGAAAAGUGACACCACCAGCGCCGAGAACCUAAAACCUCCAGAGGAAGGGAUGGCUGACAGCAGGUCUCUGGGAAGAGAGGCUUGUGUUUCACCAAGACAGCUGGGCAGGAGUGCAAGAAGCACUGACAGGGCAGCGCAGCGUGGUGAGGAAGAUGAGAAGCAGGAGGAAAACACAGCUAUAGGUAGCCCAGUGACAAAGCUCCAUGUAGGCAAACCCUCCCAACCUGCAAGCCGCCAUAAUGGAGACCUUGAGUCUGUCUUUGAUGAUAGCACUUUAAGUGAGCUGUCCGAGGACGACAGGAGGUCUCCCUCUUCGAGGCGUAAGAAAGAGCAGAGCACCGGAGAGCUGGAGAUGGCCGAUGAUUUUGAAGAUCUUACUCAGUCCUCGGACACGGCCACAGAAGAGCUGGAGACUCCAGUGUCAGGAUACCGCAACGCUUCUCUGCUCUUCAAACAGCUCGACUCCAGCUAUCUGGACUCUGUGAGCGUGGUGAAACUCCAGAACAUGUUUCAUGAGUACGAGCGCACCAUCCAGAGGGAGAGAGACAGACACAGUCGACUAGCGGAUAAAACCUCUCAGCUGGAGCAGGAGCGCAACGAGCUCAAGAUGCUGCUGGACGAGAUCAGAGGCGGCAAAUCCAGCUUGGAACAUCUCAAGCUGGAGCUGGAAACAGACAUGAACAAUCUCAAGUUCCUUCUGAGACAGGAACAGGAAAAGCAUCAGAGCGCUCUAAUGUUGUAUAAUAAAACACGUGAGCAGCUCCAGAGAAAAGAGGAGCAGCAGAGGGCCGAGGCUGAAGAACGGCACAAAGCUGAGCUGAAAGUGCGCAGCCUGGAGCUGGAGAUCAGAGCUCUGAAGAACAGCAUCAAACAGCUUGAGGAGGACAGAGAUGAGUCUCAGCGUCUCCUGUCCCAUGAGCGCAGCACUCGUGCCCUGCAGGAGGAGCUACUCAACAACCAUUUGCGCAAACAGCAGGACAUUGAAGAGGAGAACCUGCGAAACCUCAACAAGAGCAAUGAGGCCAUGUCCCAGCUAACCGAGGCAUCAGACCGCGAGCGAGAGCUAAUGCUGCAGAACCGCACGCUUCAGGAUGAGCUGAGCGGUGCUCGGGCCGAGCUGGAGCGCUUGCAGUGUCAGAGUCGGCAGGAUGAGUCUCGGCUGGCGGAGGACAGAGACACCCUGCGGGAGAGACUGGAGGAUGCCCGCAGAGACAUGAAGCUAAGCGAGGAGGCCCUGGCCCAGACUGUCUUCCAGUAUAACGGGCAGCUGAGCGCACUGAAGGCCGAAUGCUCCGUCCUCAGUGCUAAAUUGGAGCACGAGAGGCAGACGAGGCAGCAGCUGGAGGCUGAGGCUGAAGCUGGCAGAGCACGACUGCAGGCCGCCAUACAGGAGGCAGAGAGAUGUCAGGCCUCACGGACAGAAGCCGAGCGCUCCCUCCAGCGAGACCGCGAGGAGCACCAGCGCAUGCAGGAAAAGCACAUCUUCGAGUCUGGCACGCAACGCGACACCAUCCAAUCUCUGUCCCAGAAGCUCAGCAAGUCUGAGGCGCGAGCAAACAGCUUCGAAAACGAGUGUCACCGUAAUGCACUAACCCUCGCAGAGAAAGCCGUCCUACUAGAGACUCUAGCCCGAGAAAAAGACCAGGCGCUUUCCAAACUAAAAGAGCUGGAGGCUACAGUGUUAAACGAACGAGAUCAGACGAGUCGCGCCGGCGCUAAACAUGAAGCCAUGCAGGAGAGAUUAGCUCAGGCUCAAAGUGAAGCCGCACUGCUACGACAGCAGUUGGAGGAGGCGCUCAACAAGGGCUCGGCUAAAGACAAGGCCGUCACCGACGUGCAUCAAAACUUCGCCGAAAUGCUCAACCAGUUGCGAGCGGAUGGAGAGGAGAGAGUUCAUCUGGUGGAGGAGAGAAGCCGAGAACUGGCAAAGAGCAACAGCGAGAUCCGAGAGCAGAACUAUAAACUAGAGCAGGAGAAGGCGGACCGAGAGGCUUCACUUCGCCAGCUGCAGCAGGAACUGGCCGACUGUCUAAAGAAACUGUCGAUGUGUGAAGCUUCUCUGGAGGUCAACACGCGCUACCGUAAUGAUCUGGAGGAGGAGAAGACACGGACUCUCAAGGACAUGGACAGAUUGAAGAGCAAGCUGCAGGAGUCUGAGGAAACAUACGUGCAGGCUGAGAGACGCAUUGCUCAGCUGAAGAGCUCUCUGGAUGAUAAAGAGCGAGAGGCCUGCAGUAACGCUCACAAACUGGAGGAGGCGCUCUCUGCAUCUGCAGGCAAAGAGCAGACCAUCAGACAGCUGGAGGAGGCCGUGCAGAGGUUAGAAAUUGAGAACGCCAGACUAGAGGCUACAGCCAAACAGCAGACCAACCGCAUCGAGACACUCCAGAAGGGCGUAACAGAGGGAGCAGCGCUCUCAGGCUCAGCAGCUGGAGACGGGGUCAGGAAUCGUUUGGAGGAUCUGGUCACAAACCUGCAGAGCAGUAAGAUGACGCUAGAAGAGCAGCUCAACCGAGAGGUGCAGAAGCAGAGUAUGCUUUCCCAUAAUGCCCAGGACUCACAGGCGCUGUGGGAGGAGGAGCUAAAGAGUCGCUCUAGACUGGGACUCCGCCUCUCUGAGCUGGAGAAAGAGAAAGGAGAACUGACCAAUCAGAUGGAGCUCGAGAAGAAAAAGGCCAAGAAGCUGUCGGAGCAGAAGAAGUCUGUGGACACUCGUCUGGAGCAGGAGAUGCAGAGAAACACAGACCUCCAGAAAGAAAUGUACAGGUUGAAGACCCUGCUGAAGACCGCUAAGAAGCAGUUGCGUGAUGGGGGCGGUGGAGCUCUGGACUCUCCUCAGGGCAGCUUCAGAGCGGAUGUGAGCCAUCGUCUGGAGGCCGAGAGCUCCGUCAGCAGAAUGAAGAGCAGGGUGGAUGAUCUGCAGGGUCAGCUGGAGCGAGAGGCGUCGCGCUGCUCUCGGCUGGAGGAGGUGAACCAGCAGCUGAAGGAGAAGCUGAAGAGCCGCAGCCGCAGCCAGGAGCAGACGGAGCGCAGGCAGCUGGAGGACGAGCUGUUGUCUCUGCGCCGGCAGCUGGAGGCCGGAGUCAUGGAUCAGAGUCAGGCUGAGCAGUACCGCAGGGACACCGAGGAGAGAGCCCGACAGGAGAUCCGACACAAGCUGGAGGAGGUCAACCUGUUCCUGCAGACUCAGGCGGCAUCCCAGGAGGCUCUGGAGCAGAUGAAAGCAGCCAAUGAGUCUAGUCAGAGAGCUCACCUGGAGCAGCGAAUUAGAGACCUGGAGGCGGAACUAAGUCGAUCACGCAGUGUGCAGCAGGACAGUCAGAUCCAGAGAGACUCCAGCCAAUCAGAGCUACAGCGCUACAAACAGCUGUACGGCGAAGAACUGCGCCUGCGCAAGAGUCUGGCUGCAAAACUGGACAGGUCGAAUGAGCGUCUAGCGGAGGCGAACACUAAACUCCUGAGCGAGCGGCAGCGCAGUAAGUCUCUGCUCAGCGGCAGCUUCAUGAACGCAGGGUUAGCGGCUCCAGCUCUGGAUGUGUCGUCUCUGGGCUCCGUCGGGGCCUACGGUGCGUCUCUGGGGCCCCUGAACCGCAGCCUGGGCCUCGGGACGCCUCUGCUGGGCACGCUGGGAGAAUCACAGAGCAGCCGCGUGGAGGCAUACCUGGCCAAGAUGCAGACCGAGCUGGAGAAGAAUAUAUCGAAGGAGCUGGACUGUGUGUCAGGGGAUCUGAACGGAGGCUCAGCCCGCAUGUCCCCUGUAGGAUCAGCCUCCGGUUCCCAAAACCUGAACGUGACCCUGGAGCAGACGGACCCUGUGAGCAGAGCCACACAGCAGUAUCUGGAGGUGCUCAAGAAAAACUACAUGAUCUGACACACACACACACCACUGCUAAAACACACAUUGAGCACGCAUUCUGUCAUCAUAUUACAAUGUGUUCAUACCUCCACUAUUAUUCCUGCCGCUCAGGAACUUUGCAUUUGUACUUUUCUGACUGUGGAAAAAUAAGGCCAUGUGUUUUUGUGCAUAAGUGCUACAGAAACAGCCAUCACAAGGGCCAAAUCCAACACUGCAAUCAGUUUUUGCGAUCUUGAAUGUCGACAAAGCACUUCUGCAGUGCCUCAGGAGUACAUGAAGGUACAAGUGCUGCUUUAUUCUCGUUUAUCAUAUGUGGCUUUAGUUGACUGUAUAUAUUUGGCCAGUUUUUGUAGGCGAUGCAGAUUAUAAAGAGUGUUAAUCGUGUACCGGUGAUAUUAUUAUCUCCAAGUAUUGACAAUGGUACGUUCUACACAGUUGUGCAAUAUGUUUAUUUUAAUAUCGAAAGACUGAACUCUCGUUUAGAGGUGUUUUAUGAGAAAUAAAUGCUGUACUUGAAUGAGACAAACUAGACGACGCUCAGGAGAAAUCAGUUCAGUGUAUGAGUGAAUCUCAGUAAUUAUUGUACAGGGCAUAAUUCAGAUGCUGCAUAAAUGAUAUUUUGAAUAAUAGUAAUAAAUAUGCUUCAUUUUUU